Messenger RNA from Anarrhichthys ocellatus (wolf-eel), 2143 nucleotides. It is a transcript of the gene fech, whose product is annotated as ferrochelatase. The record is from RefSeq and is a predicted model, not a curated record. Gene Ontology annotation, molecular function: protoporphyrin ferrochelatase activity. NCBI's taxonomy places the organism in Eukaryota, Metazoa, Chordata, Actinopteri, Perciformes, Anarhichadidae. Gene Ontology annotation, biological process: heme biosynthetic process. The transcript is spliced from 11 exons. Gene Ontology annotation, cellular component: mitochondrion. Bases 173 to 1390 code for a protein of 405 amino acids.
CAGAGUCUGUACGGCCAGCCUGCGGUAGCUGAAGGAAUCUGGCUGACAUACACAUCGGCGUGGCCAGCGAGUCACUCAGUGAAGGGAAACAGUCGUGGAGUCGUCCGCUGAGAGCGGUAUCCAGCCUUCAUCACAGCGGGAACGGAGACUUUAUCGGCGGUGAAAACAGGAAAUGACCAUGAUGGCAGUCCUGGGCAGCGCCGGUCGCUUGAUCCAAUUUGCCAGGAGCGGCGUCAGUCUGGCUGUAAGGAGGCGCUCCACUGCAGCAGCUUUAGCCCAGACCUCGACUCCAGAAACGCAGGACAACAGGAAACCUAAGACGGGCAUCUUGAUGCUGAACAUGGGAGGACCUGAGAAACUGGAAGACGUGCACGACUUCCUGCUGCGGUUGUUCUCGGACACAGACCUGAUGAAACUCCCCAUACAGAGUAAGCUCGGCCCGUUCAUCGCCAAGCGCCGCACGCCGAAGAUCCAGGAGCAGUACAGCAAGAUCGGAGGAGGCUCGCCCAUCAAACACUGGACCUCCAUGCAGGGGGAGGGCAUGGUGAAGCUGCUGGACGAGAUGAGUCCUGAGACGGCUCCUCACAAGUUCUACAUCGGUUUCCGGUACGUUCAGCCACUGACGGAGGAAGCCAUCGAGGAGAUGGAGAAGGACGGAGUGGAGCGAGCCGUGGCCUUCACACAGUAUCCUCAGUACAGCUGCUCCACCACAGGCAGCAGUCUGAACGCCAUCUACCGUUACUACAGCAACAGAGGCGACAGGCCAAAGAUGCGCUGGAGUGUGAUCGACCGUUGGCCCACACACCCUCUGCUGGUAGAGUGUUUUGCAGAUCACGUCCGUAACGAGCUGCUGAAGUUUCCAGAAGACAAGAGGGACGAUGUUGUCAUUCUCUUCUCAGCACACUCCCUUCCAAUGGCUGUUGUAAACAGAGGUGAUCCGUAUCCUCAGGAAGUGGGAGCCACUGUUCAGAGAGUCAUGGAGAGACUGGGACACUGUAACCCUUACAGACUAGUGUGGCAGUCCAGGGUGGGGCCCAUGCAGUGGCUCGGCCCCCAGACGGACGACGUGAUCAAAGGCCUGUGUGAGAGAGGGAAGAGGAACAUCCUGCUGGUGCCCAUCGCCUUCACCUCCGACCACAUAGAGACUCUACACGAGCUGGACAUCGAGUACGGACAGGUGCUGGGGGAGGAGUGCGGGGUGGAGAACAUCAGGAGAGUGGAGUCGUUGAAUGGGAACCCUCUCUUUAUGAGGGCUCUUGCGGACCUGGUCCAGUCCCACCUGAAGUCCAACGAGCCCUGUUCCCGUCAGCUGACCCUCCGCUGCCCGCUGUGCACCAACCCCACCUGUGGAGAGACCAAGGCUUUCUUCGCCAACCAGCCGCUCUCAUAGAAACAAACACGCACACUCAGGUGCCCUUCCUGCAUGCAGCAAAGCUACCUGUGAAGAAACUUGAGGCCUUCUCCGAUAAACGGAUGACUCACACACACACACACACACACACACACACACACACCGUAAACAGGACAAAAUGGUUUCUGCAAAUACAUGGUGACGUUUGUUUUCGUCGUGUCGUUUAACCACAGCAAGUACUUUACUUUAUGGGGGAAAUAAUUACAGGGCAGAAAAUGUGUCACUCAAACACAAGUUAGCAUUUAGUAAAUCAUAUUUUAAUAAUCAGAGGAAUAGACAUUGUAGAGAAAAAAAAUGGACGGAUUGAGAUUGAUGAUUCAUUUCAAUGGAUGUCGAAAGAUGCAAAUAUGAUCAAUAAUACGCAAAAUGCUUAUCAAUUUGAAAAUACCCCCCCCAACACACACACAGAUUAACACAAAUAAGGAUUUGCAGAUACCAUUAUCGAAACAUCUUUGCCGAUAAAAGUGCUGACACUGCAGAAACCGCUUGCAUCAAAGCUUCAGGGAAAGUGCUUUGCACUAGUUUUUGUCUUUAAUUUUUAUUCUUUUUGUUUUCUUAUUGCAGUUCCCUUGGUUAAAUUCCAUUCGCUUAGCCCCUGCAAACCCCCAUCAGAGACCCUGUUUCAAUUCAUGCUAGUGCUAAACAAAUAACGGUCGGCCAUUACGACAACGACGACAACACCACUCGCAAGGGAUCCGGUCGGAUGGCUGUUUCCCCCCCCUUCCCUCCCCC